GAUAACCUCACAUUUUGUGCUCCGUAUCUGCCGUAUCAAAACAUUUGGCUUCUUAUAAAUCCGGUGUUUUACCCAUUUCGUCAUUUUAUCUCGUGAUCUUUGAAAAUGAAUGCCCCUCCAACCUUCGAAUCAUUUCUUCUCUUUGAAGGAGAAAAGAAGGUUAUUAAAGAAGUAGAGUCCAAGGUACAGAAUGCGGCAAUAUUCACCAUCAAUAAAGAAGAUCACACUCUUGGCAACAUGAUCAGAGAUCAACUUCUCAAAGACCCUCAAGUCCUGUUUGCUGGUUACAAAGUUCCUCAUCCCCUGGAGCACAAAUUCGUCCUUCGAAUCCAGACCAGCUCAGCUGACUACAGGCCUGAAGAAGCUCUUGUGAAUGCUAUCACGGAUUUGAUCGCAGAACUUUCUCUUUUUGAAGAAAGAUUCAAGGAUGCAGUCAAGGAGAAGAAAGAAGGACUCGACUAACUGUUUCGCCGCUCCUUCAAAAAAAAAAAUUUUAAAACCGCAACAUAUUCCUCAACUGCUGCGAUGAUGAUCAAGAGCUCAAACUGAAGCCACCAUUUGUAUUGCCAAAAAUCUUGAAAGGAGAUUUUCAAAAUACCACUUAAUUUGGUGCCCAAUUCCAAAAGUAUUACAUUUUUUCCUCUUCAUGCUGUAUCUUCCGGUUCAUUUCAAUUUUGACAUACCUUUAUUAUAAGAUCCCCUAUUAUUUUCCAUACUUGUGUAAUUUUAAUAUUGUAAAUAUAUUUUUUCAUACCACACAA
Bemisia tabaci is the source of this 761-nucleotide messenger RNA. RefSeq names its product DNA-directed RNA polymerase II subunit RPB11 (gene Polr2J). Gene Ontology annotation, biological process: transcription by RNA polymerase II. Gene Ontology annotation, molecular function: DNA binding; protein dimerization activity. The record is from RefSeq and is a predicted model, not a curated record. Gene Ontology annotation, cellular component: RNA polymerase II, core complex. NCBI's taxonomy places the organism in Eukaryota, Metazoa, Arthropoda, Insecta, Hemiptera, Aleyrodidae.